This is a messenger RNA of Scleropages formosus (Asian bonytongue), 1827 nucleotides long. Its product is annotated as kelch domain-containing protein 1. The record is from RefSeq and is a predicted model, not a curated record. Bases 78 to 1238 code for a protein of 386 amino acids. Lineage: Eukaryota; Metazoa; Chordata; Actinopteri; Osteoglossiformes; Osteoglossidae. The transcript has 13 exons. Gene Ontology annotation, molecular function: protein binding.
GCUCGACACACACGCUCCUCGGGUCACGAGGACAAUCAUCUCGUUUCAUCGGGACAUUUUCACAUCGGAGAGCCGCCAUGGAGCUGGUGGCGCGCGAGCGCAGCGGCCACGCGGCCCUGAUGGAGGGGGGCUUCCUCCACGUGUGGGGGGGCUACGUGGCGGUUGGUGAUGAGGAAGUCUUCCUCCCCAGUGAUGAAAUCUGGCUGUACGACACUGAAAGUGGUAUAUGGGUGAUGCACAAAAUGCAAGGGGAGAUUCCCCCCCCGAUGUCUGGCACCUGUGGCUGCUCUCUGGAUGGGGUUAUGUACAUCUUUGGGGGCUGUGAUGACCACGGCCACACCAACCAGCUGUAUUCUGUUAACCUCCUUGAUGGCAAAUACACGUGGAGGAAGGUUACCAAGGCGGCGGGGACACCGCCCUCCCCACGAGACAAGCUCUCCUGCUGGGUGCACAAUUACAGGCUCAUCUACUUUGGUGGAUAUGGACACAAGAGGCUGAGAGAGAUCAGUAACUCCAGGAGCUUCAUUGUGGAUGAGGCUUCAUGGGUAGAGGAGGUGUUUUGGGGUUGGAACAAUGAAGUUCAUGUUUUUGACUCCAGGGCAAACAAGUGGAGUGAACCUUCAACCAGGGGCCUCGCUCCUGCACCCCGGGCUGCCCAUUCCAGCGCCACAGUGGGCAACAAAGGCUAUGUGUGUGGGGGAAGAGUGGUGGAGACCAGAAGAAGUGACAUCCACUGUCUGGAUCUAGACUCCUGGACCUGGACGGAAAUAAUACCUACAUCUGCUGUUCCUGUUGGGCGCUCAUGGCACACCCUGACUGCGGUGUCCGACAGUGCCCUCUUCCUGUUUGGAGGGCUAAGUGUGAACUGCGAACCCCUGAGUGAUGGCUGGAUCUUCAACAUCCAGACAAGGGAGUGGAAGGAGCUAAACCACCAACACAAGAACAAGCCAAGGUUAUGGCACACAGCGAGUCUUGGGCAGGAGUCUGACGUCAUUGUGUUUGGAGGGAGUCAGGACUACAUCUUGUUAGUAGACAAAGGGCACUGCAACGAUGCCCUUGUUUUCCAGACUCAACCUUAUUCUCUACACAGGUUGUGUGAAGACUACAUAGGGAGGAACGCAAAGACACUGCAGGGACAUCUGUCACUGGUGCCACCAAAACUAAGACAAACCAUUCAAAAGAGGAUUUCUUUUUUCAGAAUUGCUGCAAGAUCUCAGGCAAACAGAAAUGUGAUGUGAUUGUUAGUUUUAUCUUUACAUUUUUGUAAGUAUGAUAUUUUGACCAUUUUUAACCAUGUGCGUACACUUGGCUUUCAAGGUCAAUAAAUUUUAUUGCAUGAGAUUUCUGGUGAAAGGUCAGGAAUGGGACAUCAGAGGCACCUCUUCACCACUGAGCAGCAGUGGAAUUUGCUGUUGGCCUUGAAAAGCUCUUUGGGCGUCACCAUUUCUAAUUUCAUUGUUGUAACAAAGAAAAGAGGUUUGUUUGGCUUCCUAGACAUGUAAGCUCCAGAUGUUCUCCAGAUGUGUGCUUCUCAUUCUCAGUGAGACUUGAGAGCUAUGAUCAACAUAUAAACACUAUGUGAAAUGUCAUGCUCAUCCUGACAAAGUGCUGAAUGAUGGAGCUGCAUGCUAUGUAAUGCAUGUGCACCUUUUAAUGUCCUUCAUUUUUAAAAAUGUGGUGCCAAGUGUUCAGGCCCAAGCCUUUCAAAACAACUGACUGUACUAUGGAUGAUUGUACAUUGCUAAUGUACACUUUAUUAAAUAAAUUCCCAGCUAUCUGCAUGCACUUUUGAAAUAAAGCACCCAGUUUGACAAUGUCUGUAUUUAU